UCAAAUAAUCAUGUCAACAAAAUCAAAUAUGUUAGUGAAAUGGUGGAUCCAAUUUGAAUAAAAAGAUAGGAAUGUAGGCGGAGCGUGAAGUAUGGAUAGUAAUGGACCACAGGCACAAACCAAUAAUCAUUGUAGUAGCAGUCCAGCUCCAGCUCCAGCUCCAGCACAUACAAUACAUGUUCAUAUAUUCUCCAAUUAUUAAUAAUUUCAUGUCUUAUGUUUUCAUUUAUAUAGUAUUUAUUAUUAUGUAUCAGAGAAGUAGAAAUCAAUGGUUACAAGCGUAUGUAUGUAUAGGGCUUUACUCGUAUAUGUAUUUGUAUGUAUAGAGUAUAAGUAUGACUGACCCCCUCCCCCAUAUGAAUACUUGUUAAUGAUAGCCAUUACCACAGCCAUUGCCAAGGCCAGGGAGAAGAACAGCCCAUCUCGCAAAAUGCACUUCCAUUUCCACCUCCGAGUUUUGGAUCUAAGAUCUCUUGCGGAUUUCGUGCUGUUGAAGUUAGUGAUUUAGUAUCUUUUUUUACUUUCCGGAAGAAAGAAUCGCGGAAUGAGGGUUUUGGGGGAGUCGUGGUGUUUCUGUAAUGGUGGAGGCAAAUCGGAGAGAAUGAAGGCCGCCAUUUUCUCCGGCAAGGCUCCUGCCAUGGCCAGAAUCGCUGCUGGAGGCACCGGUUUAUUGAUCCACCGGAAUCUGCUUCUCACCACCCACGCUACUCUGCCUUCCGUCGCCGCUGCUGAAGCUGCCGAGAUCCGACUCCACAGUGGCCUUUCCGCUGGCCUUUUCCCUCACAGGUUCUUUAUUACAAGCUCUGUUCUUGAUCUAACAAUUGUGGGCCUUGAUGCCCUGGAUGAAGAGUCAAAUGCACCGAUCCAGCAACCUCAUUACUUGAAAACUUGUUCAAAACCAAAUCUGGAGCUUGGAAGUACGGUUUAUUUCUUAGGAUACACAGAAAAACAGGAGUUGACAAUGGGUGAAGGGAAGGUAGUAAUAGCUACUGACAAUCUGAUAAAGUUGUCAACUGAUGGAGUAAUUUGGAGCCCAGGUUCUGCUGGUUUUGAUGUUCAUGGAAAUCUUGCAUUCAUGGUUUGUGAUCCUAUGAAGCUCGCAACAUCUCCAAACACCAAAUCUGCAUCAACUUCAUCAUCUUCGACAUCAUCGUGGAAGAAAGAUUUCCCCAUGCAAUUUGGUAUCCCUAUCCCCAUCAUCUGUGAUUGGCUAAACCAGCAUUGGGAGGGGAACCUCGAUGAACUCAAUAAACCCAAAUUACCCUUGAUACGGCUGAUGUCCUCUGGUCAGAAAAGUGAGCAUUCUUGUGCAUCGUUCACAAUGCGGAGGGUUUUUAAGUCGACUGAAGGUGAAAAUGAGGGGACUCCGACAUCAUCAAAUGUACUGUCUAGACCUCUAGAGCAGUCUGCAGCCAGUUCUGCUGUUUUCAACACUUCGAAAGACAGGAAGUUAACCGAUGACACACAAAAUGCGACGCAUAUGCAGGGGAUUCCAACUCCAGAAAUCUACGAGUCCCCAAUGUUAACUUCCACUAAAGUGAAGAAGGAAGAUGUAACUCAAAUUCAGCUUUUGGAUAUCAACUUCCCACCAAGAAUUGCUAAAGCUGCAGCAUCACCACAACCAUCGAGAAAGAUACUGCCAAACUCUGAUCAACAUUAUGUCAAGGAUUUCUUGUUGCAGCAACUCCAGGAAGGACAACAUUGCAACAUAGGACCAUCCAGCCCCACGGCAGAUGCUGAAUCAACAGGAUCUGUUAAUGGUGCCCAGUGUGAUAUCCAGUCUAGUUCUUUCCCAGUCGAGAUUUCAGAGGCUCCACAUGACUACAGCAGCGAAGGAGAAACUACAAUGUACUCUGCCGAAACUGCUGAGAGCCGUAACUAUCCCAGUCCAAGAGAGGGAAAGUUUCAUCAAGUUGGAAGGAGUCAGAGUUGCGUAAACUACAACAGGUGGGGGGCGGUACAGAAAAAUUCAGUGCCCCGUGGAGCUAUGCUCGAAAAGCACCGGAGCUUUGUGCAAGGGAGGAAAGUAUAUUCCCAAGGUGCAACUUCUCAAAGGAGUAACGACUUCUUCAGCCCAACGGUUUCUUCCAUCAUGAAGAAACGCAACAACUUGGAGCAACCAAACAGGCCCCGGCAGAGCUCAGUCCACUCAUCUCCAAGGUGGAUGUUCUAACAAUUAGCCAUAGUUGGAAGUUGCUUUUGAUUUGUUUCUUUGCCUAUACUUGUAUAAUUCAUUGUGAUAGUAAAUAAUUGGAAAAAAGCAUAAGAUAGCAUUUCUUCUUCUUUUCCAUUGGGGCUACUAAGGAACUAGUGUUUUUGUUAGUGAUCAGCCAAAUUCUUGUCUAUAAACUUAAGCCAUUGGCAAUUGCAAUGUGUGAUGAUAUUGGCUCAA
Molecule: messenger RNA, 2392 nt
Organism: Sesamum indicum (sesame)
Lineage: Eukaryota; Viridiplantae; Streptophyta; Magnoliopsida; Lamiales; Pedaliaceae
Source: RefSeq, a predicted model, not a curated record